AUGGCUUCUUCUCUUCAGAAGCAGCUGCAGCAAGUACAGAACAAUAAUGUUCUGAAACCGGGCAAGAUUCGCCGGGCGCCCUCAUUGUUGUACGAGCCCAAAGUUGCUGCUGAUAUGGAUUUGGAAGAAAUCUAUAUAACAGCAGUCAGUGGCUUUCAUGAGUUGGCUGUCCGCGAACCUCGUGAGCAAUCGAUUCACGUCGACAGAUUGACGUUGGAUAAAGCUGAAAACGAAAAAUUAAAUAGAGAGUGCGUUCAUUUGUUGCGACUCUUGGCUCCCUUCUUCACAUAUAAAACCACAUUAAAGGUUCUAGAAUGGUUAAUUCGUCGUUUUAGCAUUCAGGAAUAUAUCGCUGAUGACUUUUUGCUGGCCUUUUUCCCGUAUCACGAUCACCCCUUUUUUGCGAGGGUCUUGGCAUGCUCAAAGCCUAAAUCUCGACCUAUGCUUUUUCUGAAACCCGCUAUAGAAAUGCGUGUUGCUUUGUCACGCGCCGAUGUCGUUCAUGCCAUGAUCCGUGACAAAGAUUUGCUAUCGAUGUUUGCCCAAUUUGCUCAAGCUUCUGCUGAGUCGAAUACUAUGUAUUCGGCCCUUGCUCGAUUUUGGGCAGGCGUCUUUUUAGAGAUUAUGAUUUCAUGGUCGUCUUCCAAUGUUGAUUCCAAUGUUAUUAUGGAUCGUUUAUUCUUGUACAUAUCUUAUGCCGUCAGCUACCCAGUGAACACCGAUUUUCAAAUCUCUGGUUUUAUGUGCUUAUCUGCGCUUGCUGUCUCUUUUCCUUUGCAUGUUACAAUCAUUCCUCCUCUUUUAGAUGCCAUCACGCUUCGUGUUACUACAAAUAAUAUUCUACCAGCUUUAAUUUGUAUUGGUCAUUUGUUACAGGCCCAUCAAGGCGCAAUUGACUUCCAACAGGAAUGGGUUGACCGUUUGGAAGGUUACGGCUCCUCCAAAUUGCUUAUGGAAUUGAAUCAAAAGUAUCGCAUGGAUAAGUUUUUCACCAUUUAUUGGUUAAAUCUAUUAAAGUCUAAAAAGUCAAAUAGACGUGAGCUUCUUCACUUACUAGAUAACUCUUUCUCACAUCUUCAUAUUUCCUUUGAGCAAGCUAAAGCUUUGCUCUCGACGAUUUCUUUGCAAUCAGAAUAUUCCACUUUACAAAGUUAUCGCCGGGUUAUGAAUAAUGCAAAUAUGAAUGAGGAAAGCACUGUCAAGGAUGUUCAAACAACUGGUAUUGUUAAACAACUUAAUGCCGAAGAGUCAAAGGCAUCUGUGAAAAGAGAUAAAAGAACUUUACGUGCGAAUAUUGACUCAUUUAAAGAGCCCACCGAUCGUAGCGUGUGCAUAUCUUUGGCUAACGACGCAGUAUCAGUGGAUUCAAGCUAUUUCAAUGACUUACUUUCUAAAUUCACUAGAAAGAUUCCUUUUUUAACUUGUUGUGUUCUCUUUGGGGAAGAAGAAACCGCUGUCAUUGCUUUAACGCGUAUGGAAGAGAUCAUUAGCACUCAGGUGAAGACUGAUUUUCAGGCUCUUUUGCCUAUAGCUCUUUAUGCCUUGAGUCUUGCCUCACAGAAAAUUAGGUCGAAAGCUCUUUCUUUAAUAUCUAAAGUUCCUCGCUCUGAUGAGAGUAGUAUAUCAGAUGUUUACGGACUGAACGAUCCCGAGUUUGAGAAUUCUAAAUGGUUAAGUUUUUCGGAAAUUCAAGUUUUCUGUGUAGAUUAUAUUCUUAGUCGUUCUUCCGAACUGAAGUUGGACAAUAGUUAUGUCUUCUCUUAUAUUGGAGAAAAAUUAUAUGCUGAAAAGAAGAGCAAGGACUUAUCUGUUAAAAUGGCUAUCACUUCUUUUUUGACAUCACAUGCCUAUAGUAGCCAGUUUACAGAGAUCCGUGUUUUCCUGCUAGAAGUUCUGCAUCAUGUUCAUGGAAAAGUUGACGAGAUCAAGCAGCAGCUUCUAUCCCCUAAAUUGAUAAAUCUUUCAAAAUCCGAGAGUGUUGAAGAAGCGAAACGGGUUACUACAGAAGAGGCAGAAGCAAUUGUCAAAGUUUUUGAUCAGCAUUAUUUUGCUUCUUUGUUAGCAUUGCUUAAGACGGAUUCAGCAUUAUCUCAAGCCGCUUGUAAACAGCUUGUUAAAUUACAAGAAAAGUUAAAAGACUCGCAACAUUUAGAAUUUGUUCGUACUUUAAUCGAUACUGAAGACCAACCUUUAUAUUUUGUUAAUACUUUGGAUGGUCUCAAUAUCCCUCCUUAUGUGUUCCGAAAUCUACUUGAAAAUAUCCAGAUAAAUAGGAAGAACGGCACAGGCUCCAAACGAGCACGUAGUAGUGAGGGAAUUUCUGCUUUCGAAUUACAAAAAGUGACUCGUGUUUUGGAAAUCCUUGAAACUAAGGGUGCUGCAAACCAUCCUUAUUUAAUUGCUCCUUUGUUUGAUAUCCUCAAUCAAGUUAUAAACUUAAAGGAUCAAAUAUUUUCUGCCAAUUAUUUGCUUCAGUUGUUGCUUGGACUUUUGUAUGAUAUGGUUUGUGCUGUUCCCGUUAAAGAAUUAUCACCUUCUAUCAGAAUCGAUACAUUAGUGGGUUGUAUCCGAUCUACAAACAACCCACAGAUUCAGAAUAAAGCCUUACUACUCGUUAGUGGACUUUCACAUGCUGCUCCUGAAGUAGUUUUACACGGGGUUAUGCCCAUCUUUACUUUUAUGGGAACAACAGUUUUAUCUCGCGAUGAUGCAUUUUCAAUUCACGUCAUUGAACAAACUAUUAAAACUGUUAUUUCUGCUUUAGUUAAGCUUUCAAGUGACUUCGAUUCUUCAUUGCUUAUUUCAUGUUUCGUUAAUGCAUUUCCUCACAUUCCUCAGCAUCGCCGUCUUCGAUUAUACCGUAUGCUUUUACAAACGAUUGGAACUGAUAAAUUUAUGUCUGUCAUUCUGAUUCAAUUCGCUGAGAAGGCUAUUGCUGCUAAACCUGCUCAAGCUAAGGUUAUUCAAGACUUUUGUUUAACGUUGUCUCAAAGUAACUCACCUAUUGAUCGCAUUCGUACUAUUAAUCAAUGCUCUCUAACUUGUCUUGAGUCUUUCAAAGCCCAAACUAGUACUCAAGGAAAUGGAAAACCUACAGCGAGCGUAAAGUUGGAUCAACUACCAAUGGAACUUGAUGUGAGUACGAUUUCAACCUUGCGCUUCAAAAUACUUGAGCUCAUGUCAGUUGUUUGUAAGGUAAGAAAUUUCGAGUCCGAUCUUGCUCGAAUUAUAGAAUCGGAUAUUGAACACUUUAAACUCAUCGAAUCUGACUUACUUAAAUCGUUGGAAAUUUUGCUUGAACUGGGUGAUGUCUUGAAGUCUGAUGAGGAGGUUGAACACGUUUAUGCCACUCUUCGUAAUCUUAUUGCUCUUCUUCCCGACAGAUCAUUUUGCACGGUUCUUGCCAGAUUACUUCAUGACGAGCGCACUUUGCUACGCCGUAAAGCUUUGGGUGUCUUGCAACAACGUGUUCAACGAGGUGCCAAGGUUUCUUCAUUAACUGCUUUAGUACCUGACGUUACAUUCAAUGUAUCAAACGGUACAGAUGAAGAAACGGUACAACUAGCAAUGGACUGCCUUUCGGAUAUGGCAAAGCGUUUUAAGAAAAAUCCAGAAUUAUUUGAAUCUUCCAUUGAGGUUGUAUCCGGUCCUUAUGGCUUGAAAAGCAAAGCAAAAGACGUUCAAGUCUCAUCGAUUGUUUGUAUUACCGUGUUGUCGAAUACGUUAGGCGCUAGAAUUUUGCCUUAUUUGGCAGAUAUUAUGGGAACUGUUCUAUCCCUGCUUUUUGGAGCGAAGAAUGAUCCUGAAGGAGAUCUCUUGGAAUUGGCUUGCUUCUCAAUGACGAUUGAUUUAUUCAAGGCUAUUCCUGAAUUCAGUGCUAGUUAUGUCGAACCUACGAUUAAAGCUGCUUUGGCUUCCGAACGCGCAUUUGAGCGCGAUUCAAUCGGAGAGUUACUGUUUGAUACAAUUGCUAAUUAUAUUCCUACUCGCCAUUUGAUCAAAUCCAUUCUCUCUGCGUGGUCCGAAUGUACAAAACUUGGAUCUACUGCUGCCCUUCGUCUACUUGAAUUGAUUGAAAUGACCUUCCAAAAUUCCACAAGGACGGCAGUUAGCACCGUCUACAAAUCAAUCUUUAGGUUUUUCCUUGAUUCUUUUGAUAGCCGACGCUCUCUAUUCUUUGCAGAAGAUGUGGAUAACGUAGAAACGAAAGCUGUAAACGUUUUUCUCAAGUUCGUUAUGAAAUUGAGUGAUACAACCUUUAGGCCUUUGUUUUUACGUUUACAGUCUUGGGCAAUGGAAGAUUUACGUGAAACUGAUCCGUCUGGUAUUGUUUCUCGUCAAACUUUCUUUUAUAAUUUUUUGACAACCUUUUUGGAUACUUUGAAAUCUAUUGUUACCAAUUAUUAUGCUUAUGUUUUAGAUAGCACAGUUGACAUUUUGUCAUCCAAGGACACGAAUAGUGAACUUCGCCAUUUGGUCAUUAGCAGUUUGGCCGUUGCGUUUGAAAAUGAUGCGGAAGAGUUUUGGAUAGUACCUGCUCGUUUUAAUAAACUUGUGCCUAUUCUUUUAGAACAAGUUCAAUACGCACCAUUGUUAGACAACAAAAUAUUGAUUAAAGCUAUAACUGAGCUGGCGAACGUUGCACCUUCUAGCGAAAACUAUAAAGCUAUCAACACUCCACUUUUGCAACACCUUCGUUCCGAAAAUACAAAUAUUCGUGUUUUAGCCAUUCAAAUCGAGACUCAACUAUAUGGACGAUUGGCUGAGCAAUGGCUUUCUACUCUUCCCCAAUCCGUUCCAUUUAUUUCUGAGAUUAUGGAGGACGACGAUGAACAGGUCGAAGCUGCAACGACAGAACUGGUCCGUAUUGUUGACGAUUGUCUUGGUGAUAAUGAAUCCCUUCAAGAUUAUUUGACUUAA
Molecule: messenger RNA, 4920 nt
Organism: Schizosaccharomyces cryophilus OY26
Lineage: Eukaryota; Fungi; Ascomycota; Schizosaccharomycetes; Schizosaccharomycetales; Schizosaccharomycetaceae
Product: U3 snoRNP-associated protein Utp10
Exons: 2
Coding region: 1-4920 (1639 amino acids)
Biological process (GO): maturation of SSU-rRNA from tricistronic rRNA transcript (SSU-rRNA, 5.8S rRNA, LSU-rRNA); positive regulation of transcription by RNA polymerase I
Cellular component (GO): t-UTP complex; 90S preribosome; small-subunit processome
Molecular function (GO): snoRNA binding
Source: RefSeq, a predicted model, not a curated record